Drosophila novamexicana is the source of this 1082-nucleotide messenger RNA. Its product is annotated as tyrosine-protein kinase Btk29A-like. Lineage: Eukaryota; Metazoa; Arthropoda; Insecta; Diptera; Drosophilidae. Bases 82 to 1068 code for a protein of 328 amino acids. The transcript is spliced from 5 exons. The record is from RefSeq and is a predicted model, not a curated record. Gene Ontology annotation, biological process: intracellular signal transduction.
CCCACAGGUUGUGUUCGCUUGACUCUGAUUUAUGUGACGAGGCGUUGUCUCUUAUACCCUUUCCUGUUGCGCCGCAGCGCGAUGCUGAGCAGCAAAAUGCAGCGCAGCUCACAUGGCAGCAUCAAGUCGUCCUUGUCGCUGCGCUCCAGCAGCAAAUCCUAUCAGGCCAAAAUGGACAAAAUGUCGGAGCAUCUGUACGAUAUUGUCAAGAGCGGCUCCAUGGUGAAGCGUGCCCAGAACAAGAAGCGUUUCACGCCCGUCAACUACAAACAUCGCUGGUUCGAACUGACAAAGCGUACAUUGUGCUACUACGAUGUGGAGAAUGGCGAGCGACGCCGCGAACGGGGCCGAAUAAAUCUGAAAGGCGUUCGCCUCGUGGAGGAGGCGACUGUUAACGGCGAGGGCGGCGAUCCCUUUGCGCCGGAUGGUUACCCGUUUCAAGUGGGCUACUGCGAGACGACAGCCGCACAGCAGCCGCAGCAGACGGCGGACCAACAGCAACUGGGCGAGGGGCAACUGGUGGGCAGAGCGGUGCCGCAGUACACGCUCUACGUGAUAGCCAACAGCGAGAAGGAGCGCAGCGAGUGGAUACGCGCCAUACGACAAGUUUGCGAGGACAGCAACACGCCCAAGUCGUAUCGGUAUCAUCCUGGUCUCUGGUCCGGCAAGAAGUGGAGCUGCUGCAAGGGUCUAGCACGGAGCACCUUCGGUUGCCGCGCCGCGGCUCACUGGCGCGAGGCCAACAAUAAUCCAAGUAAGAGCACAAUCAUUAUUAUUAGUGGAAACAGUGCGACACACAACGCCAUCAGUCUGUGGCGCUGCAAGUGCCCGCCAAUCUGCCACUCCUCCGCCUCCGCCGCCAUCUCCUCAUCCUCGCCUUGCUCAAGCUCGUCGGGGUGGCGACGUCGUCGCAUAGCCAACACUCCCGACCUAUGCACAGCCAGAUCCAGAUGCUGCAUUCUUCGUUCUCUCUCCACUUUCGGUAUAGACUCUAUGCCUAUUUAUAGGCUGGCAUAUGGGGUAGGCAUUGACAGACCCGGCAGAGGGCAACCAUGUGGAAUAGUCUAAAAUAAAACUGGGGU